Molecule: messenger RNA, 825 nt
Organism: Paracoccidioides brasiliensis Pb18
Exons: 2
Coding region: 1-825 (274 amino acids)
Biological process (GO): GPI anchor biosynthetic process
Cellular component (GO): mannosyltransferase complex; endoplasmic reticulum membrane
Molecular function (GO): mannosyltransferase activity
Source: RefSeq, a predicted model, not a curated record
AUGAAAUCAUUGCUCUCUUUAUCCCUUCUCCUUCUACCUAGCGUUGUGCUUGCAAACGUGGAGAAGGUUAUUUUUACAGCACUCAAGCCCAGCCCUCUACUGUUACAUCAAUCGUUGUUUGAUGACUUGGAGAUAGAGAGGUUGUCCCCGCACAGGCCUUCAGUCAGAACAUAUCUCUCAGCUGCGUUCCCGUCCAAGGAGGCUCCUCUCGGGUUUGAAAGCUGGUUUUAUCUUGAUUCUUUAAAACCGGGCCAGCGAUACGAGGUUCGCAUUUGUUACCUCGCAACUCAACCAACCUCCUUCACACUGACAACCCACGCUCUAUCGGAAAUCCUUGACUCCCCUUCCCUAAUCUCCAGCUUAACCACCUUCGCCACAUCUCAUAUUCCAACCCUCCUCCAACACAUCUGCCAGAGACAUGAUAGUGACCGGCACGAAUAUGACAAGUCCAAAUCUCAGUUCUUUACACUCCCGCCGAAACUUGGCCGUUCAGCUAGACGGUCUGGCACCAGGUCUUCCACCUCUUCUUUAUUCCUGCAAGUACAUGCCGCUGCGGAAUACUUCACCCUUGACAAAGGACUGAUGGAGGAUGUACCCCUUGUGCAUGUUGAUGUUAUUCUUGAUCCAUACGUGUUGAAUGUCUUUCCCAAAUCUCUUCUGCCUACGGCUGCGUAUAUUCUUAUCCUUGCAGUGGCGGGCUGCGCUAUAUCCUGGCUUGUGUGGGCUGGUGUUGAGGGUGCGGUUAGUUUGGCCAAGACGAAGAGGGAAGGAGGCCUGACAGACGGCAACGAAGAAGACAAGGGUCACAGAAAGAAGCACAUUUAA